GUUCCCCCUUUCAUGGGCUCUUACAACUUUGACGUCUUCUAAAAUUUUCAGUUUUCUCUCACUUUCUCUUUUCCUCUCCCUUCUUUUCUUUUCUCUCUCCUCUAAGAAAAAGAAAAGCUGCAUUUAGAGAGAGAGAGAGAUGGGGAAGUAUCUGGAAAUUUUGGAUGUUGGGGUGAGAAUUGCAGCAAGAUUUCAUUCUCACUGUCCUCAAACGGCACGGUUGUACUACCACCCUCCGGCUAACCACGAUGACAACCACCAGCAGCAGGACGGCCCACAUGGCGGCUUCUUUGGUGGCAAAGCCGCCGGUGACGUCUCCGGUAGGGUUGGUGGUUUUGGGUCCAAAAAGGUCAUGGCCGUCGAUACUACUGAUUUCAUUCUUUAUUCUAUUGCCUGAUGACAAAAGAAACUUGAGAUUUUACGGCUCUUUUGAGUUUUAGAUGUAUUGGUUUUGAGAAAGUCUCUAAUGGAAAUUUAU
Messenger RNA from Ilex paraguariensis (yerba mate), 478 nucleotides. The record is from the annotation of a GenBank genome assembly. NCBI's taxonomy places the organism in Eukaryota, Viridiplantae, Streptophyta, Magnoliopsida, Aquifoliales, Aquifoliaceae.